AUGGCCGAGACGGCCUCCCCGCGCAGGAAGCCGUCCCCCGCGGCAUCAAAGCUCCGGCACUCACCCGAGGGCGAGAGGACACCGUGCUCCGUCAUGACGGACCAUUCGGAAGGCGAAAUGGCCAGGUUCACGCCGGCGACGAUAGCGGCCCUGCAGUUUCCGCUGUUUAUGUCUUGGCAUGCUAGGUGCAGUGCGACAAGGGAUGAGGAGCAGGCUGUGCGCACGACCAUGCUGUUUCAAGCUGUUAGCUACCAGGUUACCAAGGUAGACAGCAGGAGCUGGUUGGCAAGUCCGCAAUCGCCCGACACUUCUGGCCUGGCAGACUUGGCACCCUGCCUAUCCAGCAUGGCCAUGCCGUCCCACUCGUUGCCCAUCUGCCCGACGUAUACUCCCACGUCGGCGCCCGUCCACCGGGUCUCGCCCGCCGUCUCAAACGCCUCGUGCACCACCUCGAGCAGCAGCCUCUGCCGCGGGUCCAUCAUCUCGGCCUCCUGUCUGCUCAGCGAGGAAAAGAACCCGGCGUCGAGGCGGCGGAGCGUCUCGUCGGCCAAAAAGUGCCCGUGCCGACUCGUGACGUUGUGCCAGGCGUCCAUGUCGAACCUGCUCUUGGGGAUGGGCGUGCGCGUCGUGCGUCCGUUGACCAGGAGGUCCCAGUAUGACGCUGCAUCGUGGAUCCCGCCCGGCAGACGCAUUCCCAUGCCGACUAUAGCGAUGGCGGGAAAAGACGAGGGAUGA
This is a messenger RNA of Pyricularia pennisetigena, 735 nucleotides long. RefSeq lists its product as uncharacterized. Bases 1 to 735 code for a protein of 244 amino acids. The transcript is spliced from 2 exons. Lineage: Eukaryota; Fungi; Ascomycota; Sordariomycetes; Magnaporthales; Pyriculariaceae. The record is from RefSeq and is a predicted model, not a curated record.